Messenger RNA from Fimicolochytrium jonesii, 1073 nucleotides. RefSeq names its product oligosaccharyl transferase epsilon subunit. Gene Ontology annotation, biological process: protein N-linked glycosylation. The record is from RefSeq and is a predicted model, not a curated record. Lineage: Eukaryota; Fungi; Chytridiomycota; Chytridiomycetes; Spizellomycetales; Powellomycetaceae. Bases 253 to 636 code for a protein of 127 amino acids. Gene Ontology annotation, cellular component: oligosaccharyltransferase complex; membrane. The transcript is spliced from 2 exons.
GCCACGUCCGCAGGCCACGUCUCUCCCUUUUCCCCGUCCCCUGUCCAACACACAACCCAAGCUUGAAGGGGCAGCCUCGCCGUGCACCUGCAACUCCCCACGUACUGUAGAUAUUCUCAGCACCACGCACUUCUCAUUCGUGCUUACUCCGGCGUCACUACCAUCGUCGAACCAGCCCUCCUUCCGACUCUCUCGCACGAUCUCGCGCAAACAUCACCCGCGAUCGGCAGCAUCAACUCCUAUAUUCCCGCAAUGGCAAAAACAACCUCCACCACAGUCCCGCACUCCGCCACCAGCGCCGCAGCGCAACAAGCGUUCCUAAUCAAGCGUCUGCUCACCUCGUAUCGCGCCAACACGCCGCAGAAGCUGAAACUCAUUGACGCCUACCUCCUAUUUGUGAUGCUGACGGGAAUCGUGCAGUUUGUCUAUGUGCUGCUGGCGGGAACGUUUCCUUACAAUAGUUUCUUGGCGGGCUUUGGAGCGAGUGUGGGGAGUUUCGUGCUUGCUGCAAACCUGAGGAUGCAAGUGAACCCACGAAACGCAGAAGUGAUGAAGAUGUCACCAGAACGGGCAUUCGCAGACUUUGCGUUUGCUAGCAUCGUGCUGUUUGGAUUCGUGGUCAACUUCCUGGGAUGAACGGCGUCAAGCGAUAGAGGACGAUGGAUUAUCGUGGAGCAGGAGGGCCUGUUGGGAGAUGGAGUAUCGAUGGCGAGCAAUGUGGAUUGCGGAUGCGAGUCGUUAGGCUCCUCGAGCGAAUCAAAGAUGAGAAGGAUAUCCCUUGGACUGCCUACGCCCAGUGGAAGGCGUCGGACGGCGGAUGUCACGGGCCGGUGUCUUGCCUGCUUGGAAGCAUAAUCGGACACAGCAGAUGAGGUUGUAGUCGGAGGAAAAGAGUUGGGGCUUACGAACAUUUGGAGGAGGAGAUCUGUGUACAUACAUACAUGUGGGGCUAUUUGAAUCGGAUGUACAUUGAAAAGAUCUCCGAGUGCAAGCAGAAAGACGAGAGCACAUUGAUGAUAGGCGCACCGGCUCAAUUGUGAGCCUAUGUGAAUGAAUGUGGCAAUCCAUAGCGU